Molecule: messenger RNA, 1653 nt
Organism: Fonsecaea nubica
Lineage: Eukaryota; Fungi; Ascomycota; Eurotiomycetes; Chaetothyriales; Herpotrichiellaceae
Exons: 2
Coding region: 1-1653 (550 amino acids)
Cellular component (GO): mitochondrial matrix
Molecular function (GO): L-glutamate gamma-semialdehyde dehydrogenase (NAD+) activity
Source: RefSeq, a predicted model, not a curated record
AUGUCGACCCUCGCAGCUUUCCGCCUACCAAACAUCACUAACGAGCCGAACAAGCAUUAUGAGAAGGGAGGUCCGUCGCGCGAGGCCCUGGCUUCUGCGGUGGUAGCUCUGCAAGAGAAGGCGCCCCUCGAAGUUCCUCUAGUUGUCUCUGGAAGAGCUGUCAAGACAUCCUCCAUCCUCACACAGAACAGCCCUUCCUCCCACGCAACCGCCGUGGCCAAAUACUCCAAUGCCUCGACCGAAGAUGUCAACAGGGCCAUUGAAGGUGCCCUCGCUGCAAAGCCCGCCUGGGAAUCUUUGCCCUUCGCCGAUCGAGCCGCGAUAUUUCUCAAGGCCGCUGAUUUGAUCAGCACAACAUACAGAUAUGAGCUGAUGGCUGCAACAAUGCUGGGACAGGGAAAGAAUGCAUGGCAGGCGGAGAUCGAUGCGGCCGCAGAGCUAAUUGAUUUUCUUCGAUUCAAUGUACGGUAUGCGGAGGAACUAUAUGCGCAGCAGCCACCAUACAACUCUCCAGGGGUUUGGAACAGAGUCGAGUACAGGCCACUGGAAGGCUUUGUCUAUGCUAUCUCUCCAUUCAACUUUACGGCUAUCGGAGGGAAUCUGCCUGGUGCCCCAGCUUUGAUGGGAAAUGUGGUAAUCUGGAAGCCCAGUCCGUCGGCCAUUGCGUCCAAUUAUCUGAUCCAUCAGAUCCUCAUCGAGGCUGGACUCCCUGCUGGCGUCAUCCAGUUUGUACCCGGUGACGCCGAGGAAGUUACCAAGGCUGUCCUCAACCACAAGCAAUUCGCAGCUCUGCACUACACGGGAUCGACGGCUGUCUUCCGAAAGCUAUAUGGGCAGAUUGGACAGGGCAUUGCCGAAGGGAGGUACAAGGGUUACCCCAGAAUAGUGGGAGAAACUGGCGGAAAGAACUUCCAUCUGGUCCACAACAGUGCCGAUAUCACCAAUGCAGUGGUGCAAACAAUCAGGGGUGCGUUCGAGUAUCAAGGUCAAAAAUGCAGCGCUUGCUCCAGACUCUAUGUGCCGUCGUCGAUAUGGCCCGAGUUCAAAACCAAGCUUGUUGAGGAAACCGAGAAGCUCAAAGUUGGACCUCCAGAAGACUUUGGAAACUUUAUCGGACCAGUCAUUCACGAGGCAAGCUUCAAGAAGCUGUCUGGUGUGAUCGACGCUGCGAAGAACGAUAGUUCACUGGAGCUCCUUACUGGUGGCAAAUACGACAGCUCAAAAGGGUGGUAUGUGCAUCCUACCAUCUACGUCGCCAAAGAUCCCAGCCACCAGAACUUGAGCACCGAGUUCUUUGGACCGAUUCUGACAGUCUAUGUCUACGAUGACGCCGCUCCGGAUGCAUUCGAAAAGGCCUGUAAGCUCGUAGAUAGUACUUCGGACUAUGGUCUGACAGGAGCGGUGUUCGCUCAAGAUCGUGCGGCUGUAAGGUAUGCCGAGGAGGCUUUGAGGAAUGCGGCGGGCAACUAUUAUAUCAAUUGUAAGAGUACAGGUGCUGUCGUUGGCCAGCAACCAUUUGGAGGUGCACGCGCUUCGGGGACAAAUGACAAGGCUGGAUCAGCAGCGAUCUUGUCGCGGUUUGUCAGUAUGAGGUCGAUGAAGGAGGAGACGUUGCCAACUACAAAGGUGGAAUAUCCUUCCAAUGAAGUGUAG